Messenger RNA from Anoplopoma fimbria (sablefish), 1140 nucleotides. RefSeq names its product protein kinase, AMP-activated, gamma 3b non-catalytic subunit (gene prkag3b). NCBI's taxonomy places the organism in Eukaryota, Metazoa, Chordata, Actinopteri, Perciformes, Anoplopomatidae. The coding region runs from base 16 to 1089 and encodes 357 amino acids. The transcript has 13 exons. The record is from RefSeq and is a predicted model, not a curated record.
UCCUCUUACCCAAUCAUGGAGCCUCUUGCAGAGGGCCCGUUAUUUGAGAUGGACCAGGAUGAGGAAGAGGAUGUUCUCUCAGUGAAGAGCGGAGGUGGCUGUACGUAUGCAACACCUGCUCUUGCGCCCCCUACAGGCACAGACCCUGACACGUUCAUAUACAUGAACUUCAUGAAGAGUCACUGCUGCUACGAUGCCAUGCCUACCAGCUCCAAACUGGUCAUUUUUGACACAACACUAGAGGUGAAGAAGGCUUUCUUUGCUCUGGUGGCUAACGGGGUGAGGGCGGCUCCACUGUGGGACAACAAGCUUAAGUGUUUUGUGGGUAUGCUGACCAUCACUGACUUCAUCAACAUUCUCCAUCGUUAUUACAAGUCUCCUCUGGUUCAGAUCUAUGAGCUGGAAGAACACAAGAUCGAGACAUGGAGAGAGAUCUAUCUCCAGUACUCUAUAAACAGACUAAUCAGCAUCACUCCUGACUGCAGUCUGUUUGAUGCCAUCUACUCCUUGUUGAAGAAUAAGAUACACAGACUGCCGGUCAUCGACCCGGCAACAGGAAAUGUCCUCCACAUCCUCACUCACAAACGCAUCCUCAAGUUCCUCCACAUCUUCGGAUCAAUGAUUCCUAAACCCAGGUUUCUUCAGAAGCGGAUCAAUGAGGUGUCGAUCGGUACCUUCAAAGAGAUUGCGACGGUCCAGGAAUCGGCGUCUGUCUUUGAAGCUCUGACCAUUUUUGUAGAGAGAAGAGUGUCCGCUCUGCCCGUAGUCAAUGAGCAAGGUAAAGUCGUGGCGCUGUACUCCAGGUUUGACGUCAUUAACUUAGCCGCCCAGAAAAACUACAACAACCUGAACAUGACGAUGCGGGAGGCCAUUUCCUCCAGAGCCUGCUGUAUGGAGGGAGUCCUCAAGUGUUACCCUUAUGAAACACUGGAGACCAUCAUCGACCGCAUUGCCAAGGCCGAGGUGCAUCGUUUGGUGUUGGUCGACAGUGACGAUGUGGUGAGAGGGAUUGUCUCUCUAUCUGACCUUCUACAAGCCUUGGUUCUCACUCCUGCAGAUAUUUUCGAGGGAUCAUGCUGUCAAGACUGAAGAGAACAAGAUGGAGAUUGAUCCUGCUAAACAAGACUAUGAGUUGACAAG